Molecule: messenger RNA, 799 nt
Organism: Andrographis paniculata
Lineage: Eukaryota; Viridiplantae; Streptophyta; Magnoliopsida; Lamiales; Acanthaceae
Product: iron-sulfur assembly protein IscA, chloroplastic
Exons: 3
Coding region: 123-641 (172 amino acids)
Biological process (GO): iron-sulfur cluster assembly
Cellular component (GO): chloroplast stroma
Molecular function (GO): iron-sulfur cluster binding; protein-macromolecule adaptor activity
Source: RefSeq, a predicted model, not a curated record
UCCUUCCAAUGCUUGUUUUCUUUCUAUUCAUCGACGCUGUUGGAGCUGCUGAUCACAAAUAAUUUUUACAAUUCGUCGGGGGAGCAGGCAGGAAGCACUGGUUCAACAAACCAUACCAUUCCAUGGCUUUAUCUCACGAUUUGUGGCUCCUAUCGUUCUCUCGCUUGAAUCGAUCUUCAAGCCCUUCUCAAAUUUCCACUUUUUCUUCACCUGCUCAUGUUUCUUUCCGAUAUUCGCCUUCAUUUCUCCACCGUAACAAACCCCUAUUGUCGAUUAGGUCAGCAUCUGUUGAAGUACCAUCACCAGCUGCUAUUGCCUUGACGGACAAUGCAUUGAGGCACUUAAAUAGGAUGAGAUCUGAGAAAGGUGAAGACCUCUGUCUUAGAAUUGGUGUCAAACAAGGUGGAUGCUCUGGCUUGUCGUACACAAUGGAUUUUGAGAGCAAAGAAAAUGCCAGACCCGAUGAUUCUGUCAUGGAAUACAAUGGUUUUGUUAUAGUUUGCGAUCCCAAAAGCCUGCUGUUUCUCUUUGGUAUGCAGCUGGAUUACAGCGAUGCACUCAUUGGAGGAGGCUUCAACUUCACGAAUCCAAAUGCUACUCAAACGUGUGGAUGUGGUAAAUCAUUUGCUGCAGAGAUGUGAAUAGGAACAAGAUAUAUAAUAGGAACAUUUUAAACUGGCCAGGAUGUGUAGAAUUGUUUGAUCUUCUAUAUCCAGUCACUGUGCUUUUCCUUUGCCAAGCAUGUUCCGGUAUGUUGUGCUUUUGAGUAAUCCUAUAUUUCUGGCUGCAUUAAUUUGAA